Messenger RNA from Salvelinus fontinalis (brook trout), 5939 nucleotides. Its product is annotated as laminin subunit beta-1-like. The record is from RefSeq and is a predicted model, not a curated record. Gene Ontology annotation, molecular function: integrin binding; extracellular matrix structural constituent. The transcript is spliced from 33 exons. Gene Ontology annotation, cellular component: laminin trimer. Bases 271 to 5616 code for a protein of 1781 amino acids. Lineage: Eukaryota; Metazoa; Chordata; Actinopteri; Salmoniformes; Salmonidae. Gene Ontology annotation, biological process: substrate adhesion-dependent cell spreading; cell migration; basement membrane assembly.
UGCGUUGCUACAGAUGCUGGUUCGGCUAGCCGGGAUGUCCUUGUCCCAUCGCAUGUAGUGACUCCCAAGGGGGUGCGCUGCAUAACCUGCCAGGAGGGUUGAGACUCGGGAGCGCGUGGGAUGCACAGUUGGGGGCUCGCCACGACUUCCUAGAACAGAGUUACAGAGACCAAUCGUUCACACACACACAAGAGACACUCACGUACACAACUGCUUCAGGACUUGCUGACAACAACCCGAGGGAUAAUCAUCAAUGUUUCAUACUCGAAAAUGUUGAUAUUGCACAUCGCAUCACUUUUGACCCUCGGGUGGCGCUCCUUUGCCCAGCUGCCGGAGUUUGGGGAUGUGUGCACUGAGGGGAGCUGCUACCCCGCCACCGGGGACCUUCUGAUCGGCCGUGCGCACAAGCUCACCGCCUCCUCCACCUGCGGCAUUGAGAAGCCUGAGCGCUUUUGCAUCGUUGGUCACUUGGAGGAGGAGAAGAAGUGUUUUGUGUGUGACUCCAGGGAGAAGUAUGAUGAGAGGAUGAACCACACCACCAGCCACAGCAUCGAAAACUUGGUCACCACCUUUGCCCCCAACCGCCUCAAGACCUGGUGGCAGUCUGAGAAUGGUGUGGAGAAUGUGACCAUUCAACUGAACCUGGAAGCUGAGUUCCACUUCACACAUCUCAUCAUGACCUUUAAGACGUUCCGUCCGGCUACCAUGGUGAUCGAGCGUUCCAUGGAUUUUGGGAAGAAGUGGCAGGUGUACCGUUACUAUAGCUAUAACUGUGAGUCCGCCUUCCCUGGGAUAUCCGUGGGACCCAUGGUCAAAGUGGACGACAUCAUCUGUGACUCUCGCUACUCUGACAUAGAGCCGUCCGCAGAGGGAGAGGUGAUAUUCAGGGUGCUGGACCCAGCGUUUGAGAUUGAAGACCCUUACAGUCCCAGGAUACAGAACAUGCUGAAGAUCACUAACCUGCGUGUCCAGUUCACUAAGCUCCACACACUGGGUGACAACCUGCUGGACUCCAGAGACGAGGUCACGGAGAAAUACUACUACGCCCUCUUCGACAUGGUCGUCCGCGGCAACUGCUUCUGCUAUGGACAUGCCUCCAAAUGCGCCCCUGUCGAUGGGAUACACGUAGGCACAGAGGGCAUGGUCCAUGGUCACUGUAUGUGUAACCACAACACAGAGGGUCUGAACUGUGAGCACUGUAAGGACUUCUACAACGACCUGCCCUGGAGGCCUGCAGAGGGACGCAACACCAAUGCCUGCAAGAUGUGCGAGUGUAACUACCACUCCAGGUCAUGUCACUUUGACAUGGCUGUGUAUCUGUCUACGGGGAACGUGAGUGGAGGAGUAUGUGAUGAGUGUCAACAUAAGACCAUAGGGCGUCAGUGUGAGCAGUGCAGACCCUUCUACUACCAGCACCCCGAAAGACACCUGAGAGACCCCAACAUCUGUGAACCGUGUAGCUGUCACCCGACGGGCUCCCUGCAGGGUGGUGUGUGUGACGGCAGGACAGACGUGUCUGCUGGUCUGAUAGCAGGACAGUGUCGCUGUAAGACCAGUGUGGAGGGAGAGCGCUGCGACCACUGUAGACAGGGACACUACGGCCUGGGACAGGGACCAAACGGCUGCCUGCAGUGUACCUGUAAUCCCCUGGGCACACUGCCUGGAGGAAGCCCAUGUGACAUGGACACAGGAAACUGCUUCUGCAAACGCCUUGUCACCGCCAGGAACUGUGACCGGUGUCUGCCGCAACACUGGGGCCUGAGUAAUGACAUGGACGGCUGCAGACCAUGUGACUGCGACCAGGGCGGAGCCGUCAACAAUGAUUGUUCUCCGAUAUCAGGCCAGUGUCAGUGUCGAGAACACAUGUAUGGGAGGCGUUGUGACCAGGUGGAGUCAGGAUUCUACUUCAUCGCCCUGGACCACUACACCUAUGAGGCUGAGGACGCCAAGCACGGCCCUGGUGUGACGGUGGUUCCCAGGCCCUCUCCUCCGAACCGUAGUCCUACCUGGACAGGGGCGGGGUUUGUCAAGGUACCUGAGGGAGCCCACUUGGAGUUCCACAUCAACAACCUACCUGACUCCAUGGACUACGACAUGCUGAUCCGCUAUGAACCACAGUUGCCGGAGCAGUGGGAGCAGGUGGAGAUCAGAGUGAUACGUCCGUACUCAAUGAGAGUGGGACAGCCAGCCAGUCCAUGUGAAAACAUGCUACAAGGAGGAGAUCAGCAGUUAGUGUCUCUUCCUCCAGGAUCCAGACAUGUGCUGCUCCCGAGGCCUGCGUGUCUGGAGAAGGGGCAGAACUACACGGUGCGUCUCAGUCUGCCUCUCUACUCCUCUCUCAGUGACGUCCAAAGCCCCUACACGCUCAUCGACUCCUUGGUGUUGAUUCCGCGGGUGCGUGAGCUGCUGUUGUUUGAGGGUUCUCAGGGCGAGGGGGCGUGGGAUACGUUCCAGAGGUACCGCUGUCUGGAGAGCAGCCAGAGCGUCAUCAAGAGCCCCAUGACGGACAUCUGCAACGACUACAUCUUCAGUGUGUCUGCCCUGCUACACCAGGGGGCUAUGGCGUGCCAGUGUGACUCCCAGGGCUCUCUCAGUGCAGUGUGCGACCCCAGCGGCGGGCAGUGCCAGUGUCGGCCCAACGUGGCAGGCAGGAACUGUGACCGCUGUGCCCCCGCCACCUUCCUGUUCAGCCCCUUAGGAUGCAGACGCUGUGAGUGUAGUCCUACGGGCUCUGUGAACGCUUUCUGCCACGAGGCCACAGGUCAGUGUGAGUGUGUUCCAGGGGCGUCGGGGCGCCAGUGUGCCCACUGCCUGCCAGGCUACUGGGGCUUCCCUCAAUGCCAGCCAUGUCAGUGCAAUGGCAACAGCGACUACUGCCACCCUCAGACUGGGGAGUGCCAGGGCUGCCACGCCUUCACCACCGGGCACAUGUGUGAAAGGUGUCUGGAUGGUUACCAUGGCGACCCAGUGUUGGGUUUGGGGGGUCACUGCCGCCCCUGCAUGUGUCCCGACGGGCCGGGGAGCGGGCGCCAGUACGCAGACAGCUGCUACCAGACCGCCAACAACUACCAGCUGGUCUGUGUCUGCAGCCCUGGAUACAGAGGAGCCAGGUGUGACGAGUGUGCCCCAGGUCACUAUGGUAACCCCCAGGUGCCCAGCGGCCGCUGUCUGCCCUGCCAGUGUAACGACAACAUCGACCAGCUGGACCCGGGGUCCUGCGACGCUCGCACAGGCGUCUGCCUCAAAUGCCUGGACCAUACCGAGGGCUAUGGCUGCCAGCGCUGCAAGCUGGGUUACUACGGCAAUGCCGCCAGCCAGAGCUGCAGGAAGUGUAUGUGUUAUUCAGUGGGUACAACGUCGGAGGCGUGUCCGUCCCCGGGGGAGUGUCACUGUGACCUGCAGACUGGCCAGUGUCCCUGCCGGACUAACGUGAUUGGCCAGAACUGCGACAGCUGUGCCCCUGAUACGUUCAACAUUGGAAGCGGACAGGGCUGCCAGACCUGUGACUGUGACCCAACCCACUCUUUUGGGACGUCGUGCAACGAGCUGUCAGGGCAGUGCUCGUGCAGGUCAGGUUUCGGGGGAAGAAAAUGCAACGAGUGCCGAGAUAGGUUCUGGGGAGACCCUGAGGUCAAAUGUCAAGCAUGUGACUGUGACCUGCGUGGCAUCGCCAGCGAGCAGUGCCACCGUUCGUCCGGCCAGUGUGUGUGUGUGGAGGGUGUGUCUGGACCCCGGUGUAACCAGUGUGCCAGAGGGUACCAUGGGACGUUCCCCGCCUGCGAACGAUGCCACCAGUGCUUUGCCGAGUGGGACCGCGAGGUAGGGGAACUGUCCAAUCAGACUCAGCGUUUGAAGGAUCAUGUGACAGAGCUCCAGACCAGUGGGGUGACGGCGCCGUACAAAGACACCGUUAGCAGUCUGGAGAUUAGUGCUAAUGCUAUCAGUGCGAUAGUAGAGAACAACCCUGCUAUACAGAAGAUGGAAGAUGUACAACAGAUGAUGCAGCAGGCCACUGAGCUGGUGGCAGGCCUGAACGAGAGGCUGAACAUCUCAGAGGAUUCCCUGUCCCGUCUCGUUGUCAAUGCCAACGACAACAAGGCCAGUCUGGACGCACUGAGAAAGCAGGCCCAAGAGCUAGAAAGAACAGUCACAGACAUUCGAGACCACAUAAAGACUGUGAAGAACUCUAACAUAGAGGGAGCGAUGGACACUAUCACCAAGGCCCACUUGGAGUCUAAGAGGGCGGAGAUCCGUGCCAAUCAGACCACCAGUUACCCUGACAACACUUUGGAACAGUCGGCUACACUACGGCGCCAAGCGGAGGCCAGACUGAGCCAGAACCAGGCGGAGUUUGACCUGAGACAACAGAAACACACAGAGAGACUGGAGAGGCUCGCCACAGAGCUCAACACUCUUGACCUAUCAGAGCUCAGCAAGCAGACAUGUGGAGCGGCUGGGGGGGAGGAGGGGUGUGCUGCGUCCCCCUGUGGAGGGGUGGGGUGUGUGUCGGAGGACGGCACCCUUCGCUGUGGUGGGGAGGGGUGUGACGGUUUGGUCACACAGACACAAAGCACUCUGAAAACAGCCAAGGACUUCGACCAGGAAAUCCUCUCCACCGUGCAGGAAGUGGACAAGCUCUCCAGGAUGGUGUGGGAGGUGAAUGUGCGUGCCAACGAGGUCAAGCUGAGUGCUCAAGAGGUGCUGCUGAAGUCCAACCAGAGCCGAGAUAGAGUGGAACAGAGCAACGAGCAGCUCCGCGGCCUCAUCAAGGAGAUACGAGACCUACUCACUAACGGCCGUGCCAAAGUGGAGGUUAUUGAAGCGGUGUCAAAUGAGGUGUUGGCCCUGGAGAUGCCUACAUCGUCCGAGCAGCUGGAGGCCCUGACCAAGGAGAUCAGAGACAGGGUGGGAACCCUCACCAGCGUGGAGGACAUCCUCAGUCAGAGUGCCAACGACAUACACACUGCAGAGGGGCUGCUGGAGCAGGCCCGCACCGCCAGUCAGGAGGUGUCUGAGAUGAAGGAGACAGCUGCCCUGGUGAAGGAAGCUCUGGAAACGACUGAGCGUGCUCAGAAUGCUGCCAUCGAUGCCGUCAAACAGACCCACAACAACACCAGGGGAACACUUGACCUCAUCACAUCUGUGGAGUCGGAGAUGGCGGAGUCGGAGCUGCGUCUGAGUAACGCCAUACUGCGUCUGCUGCAGCUGGAGAGAGACGUGACUCUGCUGAGAGAGAGCAGCCUUGGCACCAGCCACCGCACACAGCACACUGAGAGACUGUCUGAGACCGCCAGGCAGGACGCGGAGCAGGCCCUGCAGGAGUUUGACUUGGAGGUGAAGGGUAAAUACAGUGUUGUGGAGGGCUUGGUGGUGACGAAGGCAGAGGGCGUGUCUGACGCCAGGAAGAGGGCGGAGCUACUGCAGCAGGAGGCCAAGGAGCUGCUCACCCAGACCAGUGUUAAACUACAGAGACUCAGAGAGUUGGAGAGGUCGUAUGCGGCCAACCAGCGUACUCUGGAGGCCAAGACAGUUCAGCUGGCCGGCCUGGAGAAAACAGCACGCCAGCUGCUCAAUGACAUCAGCCAGAAAGUAAUGGUCUACAGCACCUGUUCUUAGGGUAACCAUGCCAACAGCAUCCCUGGCAAUGCCUGCCGGAUGUCAUACCAGAGAUUAUGACGAAGUCUUCUUUAGUGUCAAAGAGAUAAUAUGACAAUCACUCAGAAGACUCCAAAGACCAAAAGCAGUAUUUUACCACUAAGAACCAAGUAUUCCAUAAAAAAACUGUUUCUGUAUGAAACGGGUCUCUAAGCCAUAUAAGCUAUUAUCACAAGUAAUACAUGUUAACCAUAAGACUGCACAUAGAUUUCAUGAUUUUAGAUUCUAUGGAAAUAUUUUUUAGAAUCGUGUCUGUAAAGAUAAUAAAAUGUGUCUGGACCAAA